This is a messenger RNA of Glycine soja, 3025 nucleotides long. RefSeq names its product protein CHROMATIN REMODELING 35-like. Bases 1 to 2862 code for a protein of 953 amino acids. The record is from RefSeq and is a predicted model, not a curated record. NCBI's taxonomy places the organism in Eukaryota, Viridiplantae, Streptophyta, Magnoliopsida, Fabales, Fabaceae. Gene Ontology annotation, molecular function: ATP binding; ATP-dependent chromatin remodeler activity. The transcript is spliced from 6 exons. Gene Ontology annotation, biological process: gene silencing by siRNA-directed DNA methylation.
AUGGAGUCCUCUGUUGAUGCAUUAGCUUCAAAACGCUCUCGUUCAAGUGGAUUUUCCCCUGACCCUGACAGAGGCAAAAGACAGAAGUUAUCAAAUGUUGUGGAGCACGGGAAUCCAUUCGCAGUUACUGAUGUUCUGGAUCGUAUAGAGCAUGGAAAAUAUGGAAGUGUCACGAAGGAUAUAGAGGCCCUUUUUGCCCGAAGAAUGAAGGUACUUGGACCUUACUUAGCAAAGUAUCCCAAACUUAAUCAAUUGAUCCAUGCGGUAAUCGACCGCGAUGAAGAAACUCUUAAGUCAGAAGAUCAACAAGUUACUGGUUUGACACAUCAAAAUGUCAUAGAUUUGGAAACUCCUAAGUUAGAAGUUCAACAGAUUACUGGUUUGACACUUCAAAAUGUCAUAGAUUUGGAGGGGGAAAACACUGAGAAGGAUGUUCAUGCAGCACAAAUUCAUGGUUUGAUUCACAUUGAUUCAGAUGAGGAAGAUGAUAGAGAUAAAAAAUCUAUUGUUCCAUAUGAAGCUUCAGAUGAGAAAGAUGGUAGAGAUAAAAAAAUUAUUGUUCCAUAUGAAGCUUCAGAUGAGGAAGAUGGUAGAGAUAAAAAAAUUAUUGUUCCAUAUGAAGCUUCAGAUGAGGAAGAUGGUAGAGAUAAAAAAAUUAUUGUUCCAUAUGAAGCUUCAAAUGAGGAAGAUGAUAGAGACAAAAAAUCUUUUGUUGCUUUUCAUGAAGUUGUGUCGCCAAGACUAGUUGCACCAUCUCCUGCGUCUAAGACGGUUGAGUACCACACUCCCAUUCCUUACCAUGGAGAAACUGAAGAUCUAAAAUUUGAGACAAGUAUAUCUGGAAAAGAUAACACUAGGGGAGAUAAAGGUGUUUAUAUUGGUGUACAGGAGGUAGAGGAUCAUCAGGGUGAUACUGCAGAUGAUGAUGGUCUAGAAGAUAUUUGGAAGGAGAUGUCAAUGGCAAUAGAAUGUUCCAAAGAUACUUACGUGAAUCCUCUGCCAGAUGAAGAAGUAAAAGAAGAUGAGGACUGUGAUCAUUCUUUUAUUUUAAAAGAUGAUCUUGGCUAUGUUUGUCGUGUUUGUGGCAUUAUUGACCGGGGAAUUGAAACCAUAUUUGAGUUCCAGUACAAGGCUAAACGGAGCACAAGGACUUAUGCAUCUGAUUCACGGAAUACCAAAGGAAAAGCAGAUGCAUUUGGAAUUAAUGUUGCUGAAGAUGAUCUCAUAGUAACUGAAAUCUCAGCACAUCCGAGACACAUGAAACAGAUGAAACCCCAUCAAGUUGAAGGAUUCAAUUUUCUUGCUAGAAAUCUUGUGGGUGACGAUCCUGGUGGGUGCAUCUUGGCCCAUGCUCCUGGAUCUGGGAAAACAUUCAUGAUAAUCAGUUUCAUGCAAAGUUUUCUGGGAAAGUAUCCUAAUGCAAGACCCUUAGUGGUGCUUCCUAAGGGAAUAUUAUCAACAUGGAAAAAGGAGUUUCAAACAUGGCAAGUGGAGGACAUUCCUCUAUAUGACUUUUACACAGUGAAGGCAGAUAGUAGAAGUCAACAACUGGAAGUGUUGAAGCAAUGGGUGGAGCAUAAGAGUAUCCUUUUCUUAGGAUACAAACAGUUCUCUUCUGUUGUCUGUGAUAAUGGGGCCAGCAGUGAAUCUUUAUCUUGCAAAAAGAUUCUACUGAAUGUUCCUUCAAUUCUUAUUUUAGAUGAGGGGCACAAUCCGAGGAAUGAAAACACGGAUAUGGUACAGUCCCUUGUGGAAGUUCAUACCCGUCUAAAAGUUGUACUGUCGGGAACACUUUACCAAAAUCAUGUCAAGGAGGUGUUUAACAUCUUAAAUCUUGUUCGGCCAAAAUUUUUGAAGAUGGAAACAUCUAAGCCUAUUGUGAGGCGCAUUCGUAGUAGAGUUCACACACCGGGGGUGAGAAGCUUCUAUGAUUUAGUUGAAAACACUUUGGAGAAGGACACGCAUUUUAAAACGAAAGUAGCUGUUAUUCAAGAUUUGCGAGAGAUGACGAGCAAGGUACUUCACUAUUAUAAAGGAGAUUUCCUUGAUGAGCUUCCUGGUCUUGUUGAUUUUACUGUGGUGCUCAAUCUUAGCCCUAGACAGAAGCCCGAAGUUGAAAAAUUAAAAAGGUUAUCUGGAAAUUUUAAGAAAUCUUCUGUAGGCAGUGCUGUCUAUUUGCACCCUAAAUUGAAACCUUUAGCUGAAAAAAGUGAAAAAGGUAUAUCUGAUAACAUGAUUGAUGCUCUGAUAGAGAAAUUGGAUGUGAGAGAUGGUGUGAAGUCCAAAUUCUUUCUGAACAUGCUAAAUUUGUGUGAAUCAGCUGGGGAGAAGCUUCUAGUUUUCAGUCAGUAUCUGUUACCUUUGAAAUAUUUAGAAAGGCUAACUAUGAAAUGGAAAGGCUGGAGUCUAAAAAGAGAAAUCUUUGUAAUCUCUGGAGAAACAAGCUCUGAGGAUCGAGAAUGGUCAAUGGAAAGAUUUAACAACUCUCCUGAUUCCAAAGUCUUCUUUGGCUCGAUAAAGGCUUGUGGGGAGGGCAUAUCAUUGGUCGGGGCAUCCCGCAUAAUUAUUUUGGAUGUUCAUCUCAAUCCUUCUGUUACUCGCCAAGCUAUUGGUCGAGCAUUCAGACCAGGCCAGAAGAAGAAAGUCUUUGUGUAUCGAUUGGUAUCUGCUGAUUCUCCUGAAGAGGAAGAUCACAGUACUUGUUUCAAGAAGGAAUUAAUUUCAAAAAUGUGGUUUGAAUGGAACGAGUAUUGUGGUGAUCAAGCUUUUGAAGUUGAGGAAGUUGGGGUGAAAGAGUGUGGUGAUCUAUUUCUUGAAAGUCCAUUGUUAGGGGAGGAUGUAAAAGCUUUGUAUAAAAGGUGAUCAAGAGAAUCAGAGUAUGAUUUCUGCAAGCUUGGAUUCCUCUCUCCUUUAUUUCCAUGUCUUAUACCUAAAUUUCAUAUAUAUCAGCUAUAGUGCUAUGGGCAUUAUUUUUGCAGUUACACUAUAUACUGUACUGCUGUUAUGUAUGACAAUUUUCCUUUAA